GAACGCAGCUCGACUGCCCGCAGAAACCUACCGUACUUUCUUCAGCCUCAGCGUGCGUAUACGGCGUCGUGACACAUCUUUGCAAAUUCAGUCCGCAUGAUAAGAAAGAGGAAGUAAGAAAAACAAGCCAUCAUGGAUGGCAUGCAUGGUUUUUAUGGCCAAGGCUAUCCAGUCAUGGACCCGCAAGCUUCCAUGGACGGAUACGCGCAGGAUGAUGGUAUAAACAACACUAUCGCACCCGGGUCCAUGGAUACGACAGGCCUUAGCCAUGCACAAACUCUCCACCAGAUCAUCAGCCAAAACAAUGAAGCGCUCAUGCGCCAGCGGAACACUUUUCAACCGGACUAUCGUCAGGGUACUCAUGGUACUCAGGACCGCAGUCGCAGAGCCUCGAUGCUCGAGUUUGGCGUUCCAGUAAAUGGCGGCAACCUAGCCAACUUCCAGUUCGACCCGAACCCGAACGAGGCUGAUAUGUCCAUGUCCAACACCGUGUCCAAUAUGUUACCAAUGCAAAAGAGUGUAGGACCCCGAAGAGUCAGAUCCAAGGAGGACUUGUCCCUCAGCACCCGCUUCUCUCAAAUGAAUACUAACUUUGACCUAUCCGGCGUCGACACAUUCGGCCCAGGUGUGUUGGGCAGUACAUCUGCAGGGGUCGAACCAUCAUCGGCUUUUAUGGACAUGUCAAUGGAUUUUGACCCCAUGGCAGCAAUCACAAAUCCUGCUACGCAAAUCAAUGACUCCAUGCUCUGCGAUUCACCUAUGGACCAAAGCUUCACGAUGUCCUAUCAGCCUUCCGGUCACGAUCCAGGGGGUGGCUCGAUGAACACGCACAUGAACAACCCAAUGGCUGCUAUGGCGCCACCUAUGCACAACAUCUCUCAAGCAUUCCAGAAUCCACCUCAGCAGAUGAGCAGGCAAACCCCCAUCCCAACAUCGGUCUCGAUGGCGACGGGCACAGCAUCGGCAAUGGCUUCACCCGCGCAUGUCCCGAACUCGAGCUCCAGAAGGCAAUCUGGGGAUCUGCCAGCACCCUUCUCCGGCAAUGGCAAUAGGACUCUAGACGCGAGGCCUAUGAACCCGCCGGGCUUACCCCAUAUGCCCCAAGUACAAGGUCCGCAACCUCAACCGUCCAAGUUCGCAAAUGCAUAUUCCUCUAGUGGGUUCGACAUGCUUGGGGUAUUGAUGCGAGUUGCGACCAGGCCAAAUCCCCAGAUCAAUAUCGGUCCUGUCGAUUUGUCCUGCGCCUUCGUGGUGUGUGACCUCGACAAGUUCGACCUGCCCAUCGUCUAUUGCUCUGAAAUGUUUGAAAGGUUGACCGGCUACACAAAGCAUGAAAUCCUUGGUCGGAACUGUCGCUUCCUGCAGGCUCCUGAUGGCAAAGUGCAGUCGGGAAUAAAGAGGAAAUACGUGGAUGACAACUCGGUCCUCUAUCUCAAAAAUCAAAUUGCCAGACGGCAAGAAGGGCAAUUAAGCUUGAUCAAUUACCGUAAAGGUGGUCAACCAUUCAUGAACCUACUAACGAUGAUUCCCAUUCAAUUUGAUUCUGAGGACUUCAAGUUUUAUGUUGGUUUUCAGGUGGACCUCGUAGAGCAACCAGGCUCUGUUUCCAGGAGAAAUCCGGACGGGAGCUACGAGAUCAACUACAACCGAAGUGCUCUCCCUGCCUACACUCUCCCGGCACCUCCAGAUCCAAGUCAAGGAAUCCAUGACUUGGCGCAGGGCCAAACGGUUCCAAGAGACCAAGUAUCCAAAGUUUUGACCACUCUCGGUCGUGGCGACAGUGAGCUUUCAAAAGGACUCUGGGAUAAAAUCCUCUUGGAGAACACUGAUGAUGUUGUGCAUGUUCUGUCUCUCAAGGGACUUUUCUUGUACCUUUCACCCGCUUGCCGAAGGGUUCUUGAGUAUGACGCCGGUGAACUGGUUGGUACCGCAUUGUCGAGCGUGUGCCACCCCAGCGACAUCGUGCCGGUAACUCGAGAAUUGAAGGAUUCUUCUAAUGGAAGCCCCGUAAAUGUCGUCUACCGAAUUCGGAGGAAGUAUAGUGGCUACACUUGGUUCGAAGCACACGGCGGUCUGCACACAGAACAAGGGAAAGGCAAAAAAUGCAUCAUUCUUGUCGGCCGGGAGAGGCCCGUCUAUGCGCUGGAUCGUAACGACCUCUCGUCAGAAGGAGGAACGGGUGAAAGUGAAUUGUGGUCAAAGAUUUCAACUGCAGGAAUGUUCCUGCAUGUCUCUUCUACUUCUCGAGUCAUGCUUGACCGGCUUCCUGAGGAUCUGAUGGGUACCAGCCUGCAAAGCCUGAUGAGACCAGAUUCUCGGAAAGAGUUCGCACGCAUGCUUGAGAUGGCGAGAACUGGAGAGAAAGUGGCAUUCCGGCACGACCUCCAAAACCGUCGUGGUCAAGUCUUACAUGCACAGACAACCAUUUACCCAGGCGAUGCUCGACCAGGAUACAAGCCAACGUUCUUGCUCGCCCAGACAAGAUUACUUAAGAUGACACGUGCUGCUCUCUUGAGCCAGAAGUCAACCUCACAAUCACCGCGGACCGAUCAAGCGUCUAUGGGCUCCGCGACUCCGGCCACAAACGCAUCUGGACGGUCCGGAACUUUGCGGCACGAUUCUUCCACGUCUCUCUCCUCCGAUAAUCCCGACGGCCCUAUAACUCAGGCAGGCAGCCAGGGACUUCCCCUCGGAAACCAAGACGAGGCGUUGGCAUCCGAAGAUAAUGUUUUCGACGAGUUGAAGACAACCCGAAGUUCAAGUUGGCAAUUUGAGCUGCGGCAAAUGGAACGUCAAAAUCGUAUCCUGUCCGAAGAACUGCAGGGGUUGCUUAGUCGCAAGAAAAAGAGGAAGAGGAGAAAAGGCCUUGGACAGCUAGAAAAAGACUGUGCCAAUUGUCAUACCAGGGUCACCCCUGAGUGGAGGAGAGGUCCAAGCGGAAACCGUGACUUGUGUAACAGCUGCGGACUUCGGUGGGCGAAACAGAAUGGCCGAGUAUCCCCUCGAAAGAGCUCGAGUCACGGUGAUAGAGGGUCUACUUCGCCUGCUCAAGUACCACGCGGCAAGUCGGGUGACAUUAAGUCCACCGAUGGCUCUGCAGCAGCAAACACCAUUGGACCUCUUACGGCACUACAAGGAGUACAACCGAAGCAGGAUGAUCAGAUGUGGCGAGGACCAAUGCCACCCAAGAUCGAAGAAGGCGACGAGCCUCCUCAUCCAAAUGUGCUGCCAACCUGAGAGAACCCGAUGAGGUUAGAUUUUUUCCGACUGCAUAUGCCUUGCACGGUAACUGUGCCCGGCUCUCAGGUACACCCAGGUCCAGCUGAACG
Molecule: messenger RNA, 3329 nt
Organism: Exophiala viscosa
Lineage: Eukaryota; Fungi; Ascomycota; Eurotiomycetes; Chaetothyriales; Herpotrichiellaceae
Product: GATA transcription factor LreA
Exons: 2
Coding region: 133-3237 (1034 amino acids)
Biological process (GO): regulation of DNA-templated transcription
Cellular component (GO): nucleus
Molecular function (GO): zinc ion binding; sequence-specific DNA binding; protein binding
Source: RefSeq, a predicted model, not a curated record